UUUUCAUUCGCCACCAGAUAAGCAGCUUUUUUACGUAUAAAAGAAAUCCAGGGGCCACGACCGAGUCACGUUAGAGCCAAGCCCCUAUGCAAUGGUUAAAGGUUGUCGCAAAAUCCUCCUAGCGCUCGGGACCCUCGCUCUCUUGCAAGCUUCGUGUGGGUUUUCCUUAGAAAACCGCGAAUAUGUGCCUCACCCAGAUAUUGGCGCUACGCCGCCCGAGAUGAUCGUUAGACGCGGCUAUCCAGCUGAAACUCACUUCGUAACUACAGUCGAUGGCUAUAUUCUGCAAAUGCACAGAAUACCCCAGCCCGGAAAGCCGGUGGUCUUUUUGCAGCAUGGAUCCCUUUCUAGCUCUGCUGAUUGGCUUCUGAUGGGACCUGAGAGCUCACUUGCUUAUUUCUUGUUCGACAAUGGCUAUGAUAUUUGGAUGGGCAACGCUAGAGGCAACACCUAUUCCAAGAACCACACCUAUUUGUCCGUCGAAAGCAACUCUAAAUUCUGGGAUUUCACAUUCCAUGAAAUGGGUAUUUACGACUUGCCGGCUGAAAUUGAUUAUGUAUUGGAAAAUACCGGUCAGGCUCAGCUCAAUUACGUUGGGCACUCGAUGGGCACAACGCAGUUUUUCGUCCUCGGCUCCGAGCGGCCCGAGUACAACGCCAAGAUUAGACAGAUGCACGCUUUGGCUCCGGUGGCCUUCAUGGGCAGGGUCAGGUCGCCCCUGCUGUGGGCCCUUGUACCCUGGGUUUGGCAAUUUGAGUGGUGGAGUGGUGUUCUGGGUAACGGCGAAUACAUGCCCAGCCCCGAGUUCAGCGAGUCGGUCGCAAAUGAUAUGUGCGCUGACGGCUCAUACUUGCAAGAAAUUUGCAUGAUGCAACUUUUCAUGCUUUGCGGAUUUGACGCGGAACAGUUCAAUGAGACCGCUUUGCCCUUAAUGCAAGCUCAUUCCCCUGCUGGCACCUCAACCAAAACAAUCAUCCACUUCGCCAAGCACGUAGCUUCAUGGGAAUUCCAGCAAUAUGACUAUGGUUGGGUCGAAAACAUGAUUGUCUAUGGACAAAUGCUGCCCCCUAACUACCACCUCAACAAGGUCAUCGCCCCUGUAUACUUGCACUACGCCGACAACGACUGGCUGGCGCAUCCCCUGGAUGUGCAGAGAAUUGAGAACAACAUUGGUAACCUGAAGGCCAUGGUCAGAAUGGCACCUCCUUCGUUCAAUCACAUCGAUUUCAUUUGGGGAAUCGACGCGACCACUCUUGUCUACGAGCCUCUUCUCGCUUUCCUUCUUCAAGAAUCGUUUAUUGGUGCUAGUGUCUGCGUGGAAAAUAUGAGCCCUUUGGAGAGAAGUGCGACGCAGAUCGGCUGCUUUGUCCUGCUGCUCGCAUUAGCAAAUCGAAUUGGAGCUUUGCACGUGUUUGAUGCUGGUGAUGAGGCUAUAAAAGGUCACCGAGUAGGAAAUGACACUGCCACACAAGAUGAAUAUGUCGAUUUGAACCCGGCCCAGAUGAUUGCUAGAGCAGGCUACCCUGCUGAGUCGUACAUAGUGACCACCGACGACGGCUAUCUCUUAACUCUGGACAGAAUUCCUCCCAUAAAAGAUGGACCUGGUCAAAAGCACCCAGUUUUCCUGCAACACGGCCUUGUGUCGUCGUCAGCAGAUUGGCUCAUUCUAGGGCCAAGAAAAUCUCUUGCAUACUUAUUGGCGGAUGAGGGAUUUGACGUGUGGCUUGGAAACGUACGAGGCAACACAUACUCAAGAGCCCACCUCAAUUAUUCUACUUCAAGUUCUAAAUUUUGGAACUUUUCAUUCCAUGAAAUGGGCUAUUAUGACCUGCCAGCGGUAACAAGUUUUAUUUUACAAAAAUCUGGCCAGCCUCAGCUUAGUUACGUGGGCCACUCAAUGGGCACAACUAUGUUUUGGGUAUUUUGUUCCACCAGACCAGAGUUACAGCACAGGGUGCGCCAAAUGCACGCCCUGGCCCCAGUAGCCUACAUGUCACAAAUGCAAAGUCCACUUAGAAAUUUGGCUCCGUUUGAGAGAGAAUUACAGGUUUCGCUAGCGCUUCUCGGAGAAUAUGAAUUUUUAAGACAUGGAGCUCUGACUGGGUAUCUGGAAGAGGAAUUUUUGAAAAUCAAUCACAUUGGUUCAAAAGGAGCGGAAUAUGUGUUUUUCUACAUUUGCGGAUUUGAUCCAGCUCAAUUUAACAAAACUCUGCUACCAGACAUUUUGGGCCACACUCCUGCUGGUGCCUCGACGCAGACAGUUCUGCACUACCUGCAGGAGGUGAAAUCGGCCAAGUUCCGGCAAUACGACGAGGGAACCGCUGCCGGGAAUGAGCGGAAAUACGGCACGCCGGAACCACCGGAAUACGACCUGAGUCUGAUUGAAGUGCCCAUUUUCAUGCACUACAGCCUCAACGAUUACCUCGCAGGAACAGAGGACGUGAAGGAGUUUUAUGCAAAGUUGAAGGGAGGCACGGUGAAGUUGCUGCAAGUGCCUCUCAAGACCUUCAACCACCUUGACUUCAUGUGGGCCAACGAAGCCAAAAAAUACGUUUAUGACCCAGUGAUCUUGGCCCUGAAAAAGGGCACCUUGAUGGCCAAGGAGAAGGCUGAGGAGCGACUAACCAAGGAAAGACUGAGUCAGGACAUGCAGAAUUUGUCUGCCUCGGCGACCGCGCAGAAAGAGAUGGUGACCCAGAAAUACAAGGAACAUGUUCAGCCAACCAUUAGUCUCCUUGUGCGACAGCUCCAGCAGUUGAAUGAGCGCCAAGUGAGUGCCGAGUUGACCUACCGCUGGGCCCCAGACCUCAUUGGGCAACUUAAAAAACUGAAGCGGCGUGUGGCGACAGUUGAACGAGACAGGAGCUCCAAAAUAGAGGCUCUCGAGAGCGAGAGAGCUGGACAGCAGCAAGAAUGGUACCAUUCAGCCAUCAGCAGGGUCAAAAGGUACCCAGACCUGCUGGUGGUCAAAUCGGCGCCGCUGCUCGAUAGGAUGCUCUCAACACUAGCGCAUAAAGUGAACGAGACGGCUGCACAGGCUAAGCAAAGUCCUGCAAAACGGGAGGAGCAGGCGGCCAAAAAGUAGAAGACAAGAAACGGACAUUGAAUUUACUAUGCUAAAGAUUUUGAAACUUAAAUAAUACGUUAAUUCUGAAUCUGGCUAAGCUAAUUAUAUUAAAAUAUUUAAUGAAAACAAGAAUUAAAUGAAAGCGCAAAUAAAUUUGAAAAAAUGUGUGCAUAUUUUCCUGCA
Molecule: messenger RNA, 3250 nt
Organism: Neocloeon triangulifer
Lineage: Eukaryota; Metazoa; Arthropoda; Insecta; Ephemeroptera; Baetidae
Exons: 15
Coding region: 92-3085 (997 amino acids)
Biological process (GO): lipid metabolic process
Source: RefSeq, a predicted model, not a curated record